AAUGAUCUUUUCUCUCUCGUGGAAGGCGACGGCGCAGCUACCCUAAGGUUUGCCCUGGGGAUGAGAUUUCGGGUUUUGGAUUCGACAAAUUCGUGGCUCGAGGGGACCGGUGAUUGCGGAAGAGAAAGGGAGUAUUCCCAAGGAAUCGAUGAGAUUUGGGAGUAUCCGAUUCAGUCUUCUUUGAAAGAUUUAUAUCCUCAUGAUUUGAGCCUUGUUUUCGGUGGAUUAUGGGGAGAUUUGAUGGCGAUUCACGAAGGUUUUUGGAAGGUUAUUAUGCCGGCAAUCACUCAGCAUAUCAAUCAAGGAUUCGAAUGGUUAAGGAAACGCAAGAGCUACAAAUUGGCUCGUCACGUCGCCAUGUCUCAAAGCCUUUUGCUUCGUUCCGGUUCUAACAAGAAGAUGGUGGCCUCAGUUCCUAAGAGGAAGAUUAAAGUUCCGUUUUUUGAGAAUGCUGCUUUGAUUGAAGGCUACUCCAAGGCGGUGAUCGGUCACUGCGUGAAUCCUCGUCGCCAAGAUAUGAAGUCCCUUCUCCUUAUGCUCCCUCGUAUCUGGCAGCUUGAACAACUGUCCUCCGAAUUGGCUCAUUUGAGGCUAAAGGAAGUUAGAUCCGUGGUGUUUGGUGUCUGAGGAGUUUGUUUUCACCCCUGUCAGCCCCUGUUCGUUGCUGUACUUUCUUGUUUAAGAGGUGAGUGCAGAACCUAGGCUUAUCUAUGUUGUUUGAGUCAUGUUUUGGUUAUUUCUAUGGUUGUUGAUUGAUUUUCUUUGUUUGUAUGCGUGUUUCUUGUGUUGUGGUGCCUCUGGACAAGUCUUGUGGAGUAUAUAUUCGGCCAUGGAUUGAUUGGAGGAGCAGAUCCGUUGAUGAGAAACGAUUGGAGUGAUGUUGGGGCAUCGGUGUCGAUCGACACCAGUGGUGUGUGUCGAUCGAUACCAAUCUUUUGUAUCAGGAGGAUGAUCGCGAUUGUUGAUCGACACAAGUUGCGAGUGUCGAUCGACACUACUCGUCAUGUCAGAUUAUGUGGUCAUUUGUAUUGUCAUUUUAUGAUUGUUGGUUAUUGCUUGGAUGUGAAUUAUGCUGCUUGUGUAUUAUAGCAAUUUGUGGGGAUGAAUGCCUCACUAAGUAUUUAUGAAAUACUUAUGCAUCUCUUUUUGUGAUGCAUGUAAAGGAAAUGUGUGAUCGUGGAAUCAUGGGGAGGAGAGAAUAAUGAUAUGGGGACUCGCUGGUUGUGUCGUGAUUUUAUGUUAUUGUAUUGUUAGGUUGUUUGUUAGGUUGUUAGUCUGGAAUCUAGAAACAUGUUAGGAUGCUUUUCUAUUUCUGGAUAAUGACUGGUUUGAAUAUUGUUGGAAUGCUGGUUUAAUAUUGCAAUUGAAUUACUUGGAUUGUUUGG
Capsella rubella is the source of this 1385-nucleotide messenger RNA. RefSeq lists its product as uncharacterized. NCBI's taxonomy places the organism in Eukaryota, Viridiplantae, Streptophyta, Magnoliopsida, Brassicales, Brassicaceae. The transcript has 4 exons. The coding region runs from base 61 to 627 and encodes 188 amino acids. The record is from RefSeq and is a predicted model, not a curated record.